Pomacea canaliculata is the source of this 2963-nucleotide messenger RNA. Its product is annotated as AP-1 complex subunit mu-1. Gene Ontology annotation, molecular function: clathrin-cargo adaptor activity. The coding region runs from base 301 to 1569 and encodes 422 amino acids. The record is from RefSeq and is a predicted model, not a curated record. Lineage: Eukaryota; Metazoa; Mollusca; Gastropoda; Architaenioglossa; Ampullariidae. Gene Ontology annotation, cellular component: clathrin-coated vesicle; clathrin adaptor complex. Gene Ontology annotation, biological process: vesicle-mediated transport; intracellular protein transport. The transcript is spliced from 12 exons.
UCGUCUGCUACUGAACAUCAAGUGCGCAUGUCUGUUCAGCAUUGUGUGGCAGGAUAUCCGGUUAGGUAUAUUCAUCUACUUGACUUACUAUAACAGAGCAUUUGUUGAAGAUUCACGAAAUGCCCAUAACAUCACUGACCGCCCCCGGAGUGAAGUGAGUGAAAAUACCUGCAACACCUUUCGUCAAGCCCCCGUUCACCAUAAUAAUUGCUCCACCACUGUCACAAUAUUCAGUUUCAAAACUGUUACAGAUAAGUCAAAUACUUACACUGGUUCAGGACCAACAGCCCAGCAGUCAUCAUGUCUGCGUCAGCUGUUUACAUCCUUGAUGUCAAGGGAAAAGUGCUAAUCAGUCGCAAUUACAGAGGUGACAUUGACAUGUCAGUCAUCGACAAGUUCAUGCCCCUGGUGAUGGAGAAGGAAGAUGAAAGCAACGUGACACCUGUGAUACAGCAUGGUCCAAUUGCCUACAUCUACAUCAAGUAUAACAAUCUCUAUUUAGUGGCUACAAGCAAAAAGAAUGCAAAUAUAGCCUUGGUGUUUUCAUUCCUUCACAAGUUAGUUCAGAUCUUUGUAGAAUACUUCAAGGAGCUGGAGGAGGAGAGCAUCAGGGAUAAUUUUGUCAUCAUCUAUGAGCUUCUGGAUGAAGUUAUGGAUUUUGGCUACCCACAGACCACUGACAGCAAGAUUCUGCAAGAAUACAUCACUCAAGAAGGUCAAAAAUUGGAGAUAGCACCACGACCUCCUAUGGCAGUGACUAAUGCUGUAUCUUGGCGGUCUGAAGGCGUCAAGUAUCGCAAGAAUGAAGUUUUCCUGGAUGUCAUCGAGUCAGUCAACUUACUGGUUAGUGCCAAUGGCAAUGUGUUACGGAGUGAAAUUGUUGGCUGCGUCAAGAUGCGGGUAUUUCUGUCUGGCAUGCCAGAGCUUCGGCUGGGACUCAACGACAAAGUUCUCUUUGAGAGCACUGGAAGAGGAAAGAGCAAGUCUGUGGAGCUGGAAGAUGUGAAGUUUCACCAGUGUGUACGUUUGUCACGUUUUGAAAAUGACCGAACCAUCUCUUUCAUUCCUCCUGAUGGAGAGUUUGAACUGAUGUCAUAUCGCCUUAACACUCAUGUGAAGCCUCUAAUUUGGGUGGAGUCUGUGAUUGAGCGUCAUGCGCACAGCCGUGUUGAAUACAUGAUUAAGGCCAAGAGUCAAUUCAAACGACGGUCAACGGCAAAUAAUGUUGAGAUCAUCAUCCCUGUGCCAACGGACGCUGACUCACCCAAGUUCAAGACAACAGUGGGCAGCUGUAAAUACUCCCCAGAAAUCAACAGUGUCAUCUGGAGCAUCAAGUCGUUCCCUGGUGGAAAGGAAUACCUCAUGCGUGCCCACUUCGGGCUCCCAAGCGUGGAAAAUGAGGAGACGGAAGGCCGGCCUCCAAUCAGCAUCAAGUUUGAGAUUCCCUAUUUCACAGUCUCUGGAAUUCAGGUGCGCUACCUGAAGAUCAUAGAAAAGAGUGGGUACCAGGCCCUACCCUGGGUGCGAUAUAUCACGCAGAAUGGCGACUACCAGUUGCGCACCAACUAGAUUUGUAAUUAUGUUCUGCUUAUUGGCAUUAUUUUCCAAGUCUGGAGAUAUUUUUGCUAUUCUUUCUCUACAUCCUCUUUUGAUCUCCAUUUAGAAUUAUUUACUGGCAUUGUCAGGUGGGCUAUUAAGAAAAAAAAUUAGUGUGAUAAGGAAAUAUAAGAGUAGCACAUUCAUACAGCCAGGCUUCUCUGAUUUAACAGUAAUUUUCUUGAAGCCUUGAAAUUGUUUUAAGUCAGAGUACUUUAUCUUGUGAACUCAGAGAAAGGCAUUUCUUCAUCGGUAUACCUUUCACCUGCCUUGUGACAUGAGGGCUUUAUCAUCCCCCAUUUGUGGAAAGUGUUGCUGUGUUAGGGCACCUAACACAAAGGGUUAUGACAGUCAACAGUCUCUCAGUUUUGCAGGGAGAUUUGGGCCAGCAGUAUCUGAUUUAGUGCAAGAUCGGAGCCAAGCCACUUUUUAAAAAAAAAUGGCAAAGGGAUUCUGUUGAGCUCAGUUUACCACUGGCUCGUAACUGUAGGUGGGAAGCACAUGUGUGUGUACAUGUAGCUUUGUGAUGUGGGACACACAUUUCUUUAGUUUGUGCAGAUAUCGGAAGUGUUCUAGACUGUCUUGAUGUUCUUUAAGGUACAGGUUCACGACCAACACAUAAUACUAGUUUCCUACAGCUUCUUACUAUAUAGAACAAAGGUUUGUUUUGGAGGAACGGACAGAGGAUGGAUGGUUUUUGCCCUCACACGCUCUAAAAGGAAGCUGUUAGGAAAGGUAAAUUCCAUUUCUGCGACCAUGUGUAGAGUCUGUUUAAGUGUUGUGUCUGCUCAGCUGUGGGUGUGUGUAGGGUAGAUAGGAACAGACAUUGGUCACUACCCCUUUAUCUCAUGACUUUUGUUUCUUCGGGAAAUGUUUGUUCCAUUAAGCAUUUUAUUCUUUCUUGAGUUCCAUAUGUUUAUGCAUUUGAUAUCAACUACUGACAGUGCAAUUCACUCGGUGAAAUAUUGUUAAAUGUUCAAGAAUACAAUGGAUUUUGGGGUGAAUAUACAGAUGAGAAUUAACUUUAGUUGGGAAAUUUGACUAAAUAUUUAGAAUUGAAAUUCAUAUUAAGUUUCAAACAACCGCAAAAAUACCUGACCAGAGUGUUAUUCCCAAGUUUAUCCUAAUUUUACAUAUAGCCCUUAUGGUCGGUGGUAUGUACAGGGAUAUAAGGCAAAGUAUGUACAAAAAUAAAAUAGCACUUUGUGGUGGUUUGUCCAGCAGUAUGCUAUUUUUUUCCUGGUUUUAACUGCAUGAUAUGUAUCAUUUCAAAAUACAUACAAGGCUUGUUAUAGGAAGAUGUCAUGCCUUGUAAGAGAUGUCAUCAACAUUCCUUUUGCUGCGAGAUAAAUAUUGACUUUUUGGUU